Messenger RNA from Manihot esculenta (cassava), 1021 nucleotides. RefSeq names its product SKP1-like protein 1B. Gene Ontology annotation, biological process: SCF-dependent proteasomal ubiquitin-dependent protein catabolic process. The record is from RefSeq and is a predicted model, not a curated record. The transcript is spliced from 3 exons. The coding region runs from base 180 to 623 and encodes 147 amino acids. Gene Ontology annotation, molecular function: cullin family protein binding. Lineage: Eukaryota; Viridiplantae; Streptophyta; Magnoliopsida; Malpighiales; Euphorbiaceae. Gene Ontology annotation, cellular component: cytoplasm; nucleus.
UGAUUAAAUUUGACUAAACUCGAGAGUUCUUAAGUUUUAAUUUUUCGAUCCUCGCUAAAAAAAAAAACUUUAUCUUUGUGUUUUUGCUUGCUUGCUUCUUUUUGAAGAGUCGGCGAAAAAACGCCAGGCGGAAAAGCUCAAGUGUCCGGUUAUCUAUUUUUCUGUCUGCGAUUGAAACGAUGUCGUCAUCGAAGAAAAUCACCUUGAAGAGCAGCGACGGUGAGCUCUUCGAGGUGGACGAGGCGGUGGCGCUCGAAUCUCACAUAAUCAAACAUGCGAUCGAGGACGUUGGCGCUGAUGACAGUAUCCCGCUGCCAAAUGUGACGAGCAAGAUCCUGGCGAAAGUGAUCGAGUACUGCAAGAAGCACGUCGAGACUCCCAAGCCCGACGCCAAUCAUGAGCUGAACACCUGGGACGCUGAGUUUGUGAAAGUUGAUCAGGCCACGCUCUUCGAUCUCAUUCUGCCUGACGCCAAUCAUGAGCUGAUGACCUGGGACGCCGAGUUUGUGAAAGUUGAUCAGGCCACGCUCUUCGAUCUCAUAGAGAUCGGCAGCCAACUAUUUGAACAUCAAGGGCCUGGUGGACCUGACAUGCCAGACUGUUGCAGACAUGAUCAAGGAUGAUUUGACCCCUGAGGAGAUCCGGAAGACGUUUAACAUGAUGAAUGAUUUGACCCCUGAGGAAGUGGAAGAGGUUUGUCGGGCGCACCCGUGGGCAUUUGAAUGAAGUACUUAUAGGGUAGGUUAAAGUACCAAAUAUGGAAUGUUUUGAUGGAACAUUUGUUCUAAUAGUAAAUAGUAAAUGAACUUUGUAGGGUUAUCUUAGCACCGAUAUAGUAAUAGACUUUUAAGCCUUUAGUUUCGAUUACUUCUAUGAACUUGCGAUCGCAUAUAAACGUAAAUAGUGGUUGGGUUCUCUUGGGGGAGGGAUUGGUAGUGAAUGGGCUAUCCUUGCAAUAGAUCGCUUACUGUUAUCAAUACGGUCUGUUUUAGCAGUCUUUACAGAUGCCAAUUUCCUUUGC